GAGAAUGUAAAAGUACAUAUGUGAACACUUUACGGUUGCCAUCUUCCAAAGCAGCGGUGCAGCUUCCUUAUCCACGACUCCAAUCCGACAGAAACAAUAAUAGGAGAUAAAAUGGAAACUGGUGACAGUGGCUACUGCUGUGAUAUGGCAAUGGAACUGUUGAUUGAGAUCCUCAUCCGUCUCCCUUUGAAAUCAUUGAUACGCUUCACCAUUGUGUGUAAAUCCUGGCUUCACCUUAUAAGAAACGACCAACAAUUUGCCAUGAGACAUUAUCUCACAAAAACAAGACCAUCACCAACCACAUUGAUGGACAAUGUUGAUUGUAUAGUUGAGUACUUUGGUAAGUAUGGCAGGAGGUGCAAGAGCACUGUUGAAGAAGAAGUUUUGAGGCUGUGUAUACACUCUUUGACUGAAAAGAAAACUUUUCGUCUCUUGAAGAAGCUUGAGUUCGGACCUCGAUUGAAUGUCUCUGUAUCCAAUACAUAUCAUGGUCUACUGUGUGUGUAUGCGUCUUCUUCUUCACUUCGUGGGGCUAGAAUACUACUUUGUAACCCAGCGAUCCGGGAGGUGGUCCUGCUGCCACUUCCCCACAACCUAGCAACAAGCAGUCUUCCUAUCAUUGCAAUCGGGUUUGACCCGAUAAAUACCAACUACAAGGUAGUGGCAGCUCAACCUCCAUCUGUUUUUGGGGGGCGCAGUUCUUGGGAGGUAAAUUUGUACUCUGUUAGAGACGGUUGUUGGCGUAGUCUGCCGAGCAUAGGCUCCCUUGACAGAUUUUCGAGCUUAAUAUGCGAACCUGUAGUGAAUGCCAAUGGAAGAGUUAUCAACUGGUUCGGUUAUCUCAAGUCAACAGAAUCAGAAAAAGGUUUGUUGUCAUUCGAUGUGGUUGAUGAGGUUUUUGUUGAUUUAUCCAUGCCAGCAUGUUUAUGCCCCAAGAGUUGGCGUGUACAUCAUAUCUUGACCUCAAGAGGAUGUGAGGCCUGUCUUUGUUGCUCUCCUUUUCCUAGUUUUGUUCAGAAAAAAGAUGAGCACUUUAAUGGCAUUGAUGUUUGGAUGCUAAGUAGAGAUGAAGACCAGCAAAUGUUGUGGAACAAACAAUUUUCUUUCAACUUGCAAGACAAUGUGGUUGUGUGGCCUACAAAUCUUUGGAUGAAUGACAAUGAAGUCCUCCUCCACGUGCGUAAAGGGGGAGCAAACAAGGAAGAGGUGUGCCAUUAUAACCUUUUCGCCAAUGAGCUCAAGCGAACGGGUCGCUUUGGGUUGCUCACGAAUCCAGACGGUUAUGCUGAGAGCUUAAUAUCAAUCAAGGAGUUGAUGUCGCCACCGUCUUCAUCAUAUCUUCAAGCUAUGAGAGACGAACAACAAAAAGAGAAAGAUGAGGUUUGUUUCAUACGAGAGGUUGGUAGAAAAAACACUGAUGUCCGAUGGUCCUAUACCUUCAAGUUGGUCUAGUAUUUGACCUGGUUGAAGAUGUACGAACAUUGUUCAACUUUCUAGCUAAGAGUGCAAUACUCUAUGAAUUCAAGAUGUGUGAGAAGUUGGGCAAAUACUGCAUGUGUGUUUGGGAACAAAUAAAGCAUAUGGGGAUGGCUAUUUUGAAAAUGAAUAAACCUAGGGUACACCAAAAUGGGGUAUCCCAUUUGUACAUCAGGCAAACAGACACUUAGUGAUUGUGAAUCACAGACACUACUAGAUCAGAGACACUUAGUGUGAUGUACAAAUAAGGUAUCUCAUUUUGGUGUACCUCUAGUAUGUCAAAGAUUAUGUAACAAUGACGUUUCGCUUGCAAUUGAUAUACUAAUUUGUAUCUAUUUAUAAUAGGAGUAAUUGACAAUAUUGCCCUUUUAGUUAACACCUUUAUCAUCCAAGUGAUCCAAUUUCUCCUGCUAUCAGCCAUUAUCUCCCACUCUAGCAAUAAAUUUCUUCAUAAUUU
This is a messenger RNA of Cuscuta campestris, 1933 nucleotides long. The record is from the annotation of a GenBank genome assembly. NCBI's taxonomy places the organism in Eukaryota, Viridiplantae, Streptophyta, Magnoliopsida, Solanales, Convolvulaceae.